AUGUUGUAAAAGUGCAGCAGACUUUAAACAUUUGCACCGUCCAAUGGAUCAAGGCGAGCUUGUCAUGUGUGAAGAAAUGGCAGGUGACGCAUCCGACCCUUCUUUGCCCCCAAAUCGUCCUUUGUUCUGUGAUGAGCCAGACGAGACCAUCUAUACUGAGCUCCGUACUGUAGAAGGCGAGGUGGAUGGGUCGGGUGUGUGGUUCCCCAUUGGGAAGAGGCUGGAGUUUCCAAAUUUCAUGAGUCUGACGACUUCCACCCUAGAGUGGAAUUCUCCCGGUUUCAUGAUGCCGUACAGUCAAGGCCUGUCUCUCCCUUAUGAAUGGGGUGCAAGUCCUUUUAAUUAUCACCCGUAUGAAGACCCAACAUUGAUGAUGGACUCGACUGUUUCCGUAGAAGACGUGAGAAUUGACAAUCUGAAUAAAAUUGAGGAGCAAAGUCCACUUCCGUCUAUUGCUGCCACAUCAGCAAUCAAAUCCCACUCAAGAAAAAGAUCUUGUGAGGAUCAACACGAUGGAAAGAGACGUGAACAGUACAUCAAAAAGCCGCUAAAUGCCUUCAUGCUGUUCCGGCAGGAGCAGAGGCCUAAGGUGGUGGCCAUGCUCAAAAUUCGGAACAGCGCUGAUGUCAACAAAGUGAUCGGACAGAUGUGGAAGUCACUGACAAAAAGGGAGCAGAGGAAAUACUACGAGCUCGCUGAUGCUGCCAAAAAACUUCACACCCAGCAACAUCCUGAUUGGUCUUGCACUGAAAACUACGGUAAAAAACGUAAACGGCAGAGGGUCAAAGAUGGCACCAACUCUAAAGUAGAGGAUACUUGCCAGGCUGUCAGCCCAGACGAAGCGUCAGUUGAGUGUGACGCAAGAAAGCAGGAGAGUCAUCACACUGUGGCCAUGGCUCAAAAUCAGCUGAGAAGGAUGCUGGACUUCAUGCUUUAAACGAAACAAUUCUGCAGCUUUUUCUUUAAGGCUAAAUGAAACCGUUAUAAAUGAUUUGAUUCAUAAUAUUUAUUAUUGUUGCAAAAAGCACAACGAAACUUAGUUUGGAGCAUCCAUACAACUAAGUUGGUAAAGUGCAAAACCCAUAUAAUAAAUUGGUGUUGUCUUGGUAAAUAACAAAGGCAGCGCAUCAAUUUCAGUUUCAAUUAUGUUGUUCAGAGAAUAGAAUUUUUUAAUUUUUACUAAUAAAAGUUCUAUUCCUCUGUUA
Corythoichthys intestinalis (scribbled pipefish) is the source of this 1205-nucleotide messenger RNA. Its product is annotated as transcription factor 7-like. The transcript is spliced from 9 exons. Gene Ontology annotation, molecular function: DNA-binding transcription factor activity, RNA polymerase II-specific; RNA polymerase II cis-regulatory region sequence-specific DNA binding. The record is from RefSeq and is a predicted model, not a curated record. Gene Ontology annotation, cellular component: beta-catenin-TCF complex; chromatin. The coding region runs from base 44 to 937 and encodes 297 amino acids. Gene Ontology annotation, biological process: canonical Wnt signaling pathway; regulation of transcription by RNA polymerase II. NCBI's taxonomy places the organism in Eukaryota, Metazoa, Chordata, Actinopteri, Syngnathiformes, Syngnathidae.